Molecule: messenger RNA, 1901 nt
Organism: Nematostella vectensis (starlet sea anemone)
Lineage: Eukaryota; Metazoa; Cnidaria; Anthozoa; Actiniaria; Edwardsiidae
Product: 2-aminoethanethiol dioxygenase
Exons: 10
Coding region: 60-779 (239 amino acids)
Cellular component (GO): mitochondrion
Molecular function (GO): oxidoreductase activity, acting on single donors with incorporation of molecular oxygen, incorporation of two atoms of oxygen
Source: RefSeq, a predicted model, not a curated record
UUGCUACAACCACAGGUACCCAAACUUGGACACAUUUCUUGAUACGAUCCAGGUCCAAUAUGGCAGCUAUACAGAGGCUAGCCAAGCAAGCGUUUCAAACGUUCAAGGCAAUCGAAUCUCCAGGGUUCCCUAACAACCUAGAGAAACUAAAGGAUCUAAUGGAUAGGAUCACUGCAAGUGAUGUUGAUCUUGUUGCCCCAGAAACUUCUGACACAUCAAUCAACAUUCGCAAUGAGGCACCAGUAUCGCACAUUGCGAUUUACGAGUGCCCGUUUUUCUCCAUGGGAAUAUUUAUCGUGAAGAAGGGGUGUCAUAUCCCACUGCAUGACCAUCCUGGCAUGUAUGGUUUAUGUAAAGUUCUCUAUGGAUCAAUAAAGGUGGAGAGUUAUCAUAUAACUGAUGACUCACAAUUGUCCAACCAGUUUCCAUUGGGAUAUGGUGGAAUUGUCAAAAGAAUUCCUCUCCAUUUUGUGCGUGAAAAAGAGCGUAGAUUUGAUGCAAGUGGUGGCACAUGUGUACUGACUCCACAGGGAGGAAAUUUCCAUGCUGUCCAUGCAAUGCCUGGCCCCACUGCAUUUCUUGACAUCUUAGCACCUCCUUAUUCACCAGAAAGGGGAAGAGACUGCACAUAUUUCAAGGAAUGCGACCCACCGAAGUCGUACCAGGCUCAAGAUAACAAUUCCACUGAAGAUAAUGAAAGAUGGCUUAUUCCAAUCCCACCACCAAGAGAAUUUUACUGUGAUUCACAGGAGUACACUGGGCCAGAAGUCAUCUUGUGAUGGAUUUAGUGACAAACACAGCUGCAUGGGCUUGGAGACAAGUGUUUGGUCCUCGUUAAUCAUAACAAGCUAAGGCAGAUAAAAUAUAUACCGCUGUUGCGCCCUCAAAACACAAUGAGCGCUGAAUACAGGGCUACAAAACAAUGAACAUAAUGAUAGAGUUUUACAUAAAGGUAAAAGUCAUUUUUGACUCAGAGUAAUAAAGGGGUAUUGUCCAGUUUCAUACAGUAAAACCCUGAUAACUUGAACGCUCAUAUUAGCAGAGCCGUGAGCUCAAGUUAUCUGAGUAGAAAUAACUAAAAAGUUAGUCUCCGGGAACUUGAAGUCAGUUCACUCUAGUCAGAGUCCAAGUUAUCUGGAUUCAAGUUAUUAGGGUACCACUGUACUAUUAAUUUUAAGGUUGACAGCAUGCCGGCUUAGUAGGAAGCCUCUGUGUCUGCUGCUAAGCGGGCAAGGUUCAACCAUUUGCACUGUCUGGGUAGAUAAUUUUGGAUAGAUAAUCUAAGUCGGCCCAGGGUCAGGGGUUAUAGUGCUUGACAGGCUAUAUUAUUAAACCACAAAGUCAUCUCAUUUUUUAAUAAAUGCCUUUCAAACUCUAUUUUUCCUGACCUUGUUGGCCCUUGUCAACUUCAAUACCAAAACAACCUUUGAAUGCUAUGUUCACACUGAUGCCAAGACAUGUUUACAUUGAAAAUGUUUGGAAAUUCUGCGGAUGAUAAACAACACUGUGUCACGUGAAAUUAAGAAAAAAAUAUAUAUAAUCGUUCAUGUGUCAGUAGGGAGUGGUAUACAAAAACGACAAAAAAGCGAUGGUCGCGAUGGCGGAUCCCCACCAAACCCAGAAAAAGGGCUCAAGAUCAACUGUACGGUAGUAUUGUACUGAAGUUGGCCAAAAGUGCGAGGGCUUUGGACCCUUUUCCCCCGCUCCGGAUGAUUGUCUGAUUUUGUCAUGUUAAUAUUCAACAUGAUCGUUAAAAUACGAUCACCACAAUCGUUUUGGUUCUAGUGCGAAGAUAGCAUUCUGAUGUAACACGCAUAAAACUGACCCCCAAGAGAAAAUCUAUAUCUACUUACAAAACAAAGUCGCAAAUAAAACAUUGUUAAUAAAAGCAUGAAAAAUAA